This is a messenger RNA of Boeremia exigua, 2371 nucleotides long. RefSeq lists its product as uncharacterized. Gene Ontology annotation, cellular component: peroxisome. Gene Ontology annotation, molecular function: FAD binding; fatty acid binding; acyl-CoA oxidase activity. Gene Ontology annotation, biological process: fatty acid beta-oxidation using acyl-CoA oxidase; lipid homeostasis. The coding region runs from base 216 to 2297 and encodes 693 amino acids. The record is from RefSeq and is a predicted model, not a curated record. The transcript is spliced from 2 exons. Lineage: Eukaryota; Fungi; Ascomycota; Dothideomycetes; Pleosporales; Didymellaceae.
CCGCAAAUGCGCGUCUCCGGAAUAGACGCGCUUUCUCGGCGCUUUUAGAGGCUCAAACGAAGAGCCGUGUGCUCAAUGCCUCGGUGUUCACUAGCGCGUCACCAGCGAAUUCGGCUGCCGAGGAUUCUCGACCGUGUUGACGUACUACAUACAAAGCUCAGCUCUCCCACACUUUUUCCACUCUUUGUUCAUCGUCUCACCUCACAUCAGUUACCAUGUCACCAACACCAGACUGGGUCAAGCAAUUGAAGCCUUCGGGCGUACAGGGCCAUGAGCUCCUCGCCGCUGAGCGUGCUAGCUCCAACAUCCCCGUCCAGGCGCUCGAAGAGCUGCUACACACCAAGGAGGUCAUCCAGAGGCGGAAUAACAUCACGGCGCUGCUGAAGUCCGAGCCCGUUUUCGACAAGUCACAGAACUACUUCAUGGGAAGGACAGAUCGGUUCGAGAGAGCCCUUGCCCGCGAGAAGAAGUUGAGGCUGCUGAAGCAGAAGCACAAGUGGUCGUAUGAUGAAUUCAGGGCCGCCACCGAGCUUGUCGGCGAGCCUGGUCCAUACGGUCUCCACGACAGCAUGUUCAAGGUCACGCUUGCCGGUCAGGGUACAGCCGAGCAGCAGGAGAUGUGGCUCACCAAGGCCGAGAACUACGAGAUUAUCGGGUGUUACGCCCAGACUGAGCUCGGUCACGGAUCCAACGUUCGUGGUCUCGAGACAACCGCCACAUGGAACGAGGACGACAAGACCUUCACCAUCCACUCGCCCCACCUGACAGCAAGCAAAUGGUGGAUCGGCUCCCUCGGCCGGACCGCCAACUACGCCGUGGUUAUGGCUCAGCUCAUCAUCAAGGGAAAGUCCUACGGCCCUACACCCUUCUGCGUUCAGGUCCGUGAUCUGAAGACCCACGAGCCGCUCCCGAACAUCCACGUGGGCGAUAUCGGCCCGAAGUUUGGAUACAACACCAUGGACAACGGGUUCCUUCUCUUCAACCACGUCAAGGUGCCCCACAUCAGCAUGCUGGCCAAGUACCAGUAUGUUGACCCCAACACCAACAAGUUUGGUCGUCGUGGCUCGCCCGCGCUCGUCUACGGUACCCUUACCUGGGUCCGGUCGACGAUUGUCAUGCAGGCCGGCAGCGUUCUUGCUCGCGGUGUGACGAUUGCCACCCGCUACACCGCCGUCCGUCGCCAGUUCCAGGAUCGUGACGCGCCUGCUGGCGAGGCCGAGACACCAGUGCUCAACUACACCAUGGUCCAGAUCCGUCUCCUCCCCCUCAUUGCCGCCACAUUCGCCCUGCACUUCACAGGCAAGUCUAUGAUGGACAUGUACCAGGCCAACCAGGCGAAGAUGACCCAGACACGUGACAAGGGCGAUGCCAAGCGUGGCGCCGGCCCCGAGGAGUUGGAGUCUGGCAGCGAUCUGAUGGCUGAUCUGCACGCAUCGUCUUGCGCGUUGAAGUCGCUCAGCAGUACCAUCGCUGGUGAGGGUCUCGAAGUGUGCCGUCGUGCGUGCGGUGGCCACGGAUACUCCAGCUUCAGCGGCAUUGGCCCGUGGUAUGCCGACUACCUCCCCACUCUGACAUGGGAGGGCGACAACUACAUGCUCACCCAGCAGGUGGCUCGCUACCUUCUCAAGUCGGCGCGCUCCGUCCUCAAGGGCGAGCGCCCCACCAACGACACAACCAAGAUCCUCGCCGAGUUCCAGUCGCGGCGCGAGAUUGGCUGCGCGUUCGAUAUCAUCGGGUCUGACAAGGACCUUGUUGACGCAUUCGCAUGGCGUGUGUCCUUCCUCACAUUCGAGGCGUCCAAGCACCGCGACACAGAGAAGAAGCCGUGGAACGACCUCCUGGUCGACUUCUACCGCCUGUCCAAGGCGCACGCGCAGUGGAUGAUUGUGAAGAACAACCUCUCGGCGCUGCAGGCCAUCGCAAACGGCAACCAGGUCAACAACGAGACGGUCGACGUCCUGAUGAAGCUGUUCCGCCUGUUCGCGCUGCACACGCUCGAGCAGGAGGGCAGCGAGUUCUACGCCAGCGGCGCGUGCAGCAAGCACCAGAUCAUGCUGGCGCGCACAAACGCGGUGAUGAAGCUGCUGCAGGAAAUCCGCCCGCACGCGGUCCGCCUGGUGGAUGCCUGGGGCUUCGACGACUGGGUGCUGGACAGCAGUCUGGGACGCGCCGACGGCAAGGUGUACGAGGAUAUGUUCCACCGCGCCAGCGAGCUCAACCCGCUGAACAACAUCACGGUGGACCCGUACCCGCAGAACGACGUGCUGUUCAAGCGGAUCGAGAAGUCGAAGCUGUAGAGGGGGGGUGAAUUGUACAUUCUGGUCACAUAACGUUGUUUGGAUAGAGAAAUGUAAUGACUUUGCAUAUGAUA